Messenger RNA from Helianthus annuus (common sunflower), 2784 nucleotides. RefSeq names its product putative pentatricopeptide repeat-containing protein At1g56570. Gene Ontology annotation, biological process: RNA modification. Gene Ontology annotation, molecular function: RNA binding; protein binding. The record is from RefSeq and is a predicted model, not a curated record. The coding region runs from base 62 to 1969 and encodes 635 amino acids. NCBI's taxonomy places the organism in Eukaryota, Viridiplantae, Streptophyta, Magnoliopsida, Asterales, Asteraceae. The transcript is spliced from 2 exons.
UAAGUAAAUAAAAGGAAAUGUCUAAAUUCUUAGCCCAAUUAAUUAACUACUAAAUGAGUAAAUGCUAACCGAACCGAAAGCCCAUUGGGUGCUGGCCCAGUCCACGAGUAAAGAAAAGAAAAGCCGAGCCAGAAUUUUGAACUGCAAGUUGCACAUGAGCCACAAUUAUGAACUGCAGUCUGCAACCAUGAGCCGUAAUAAGCUGCACAAUAAAAUUCCUGUACAAGUUCGUAAUGUCUUACAUUGGACCCAGAAUUACAAACCACAAUCAAACCCACCCCCAUUUCGACAAAAAUCUCCCGCCAAACUAUCCACUAAUCUCAUCAAAGCUUACUUUGAUAACGGGUUACUCAAACAUGCGCGCCAACUGUUCGAUGAAAUGCCUGACCGAGACGUAGUUGCAUGGACAGCCAUGAUUUCUGGUUACACAUCCUGCGAUCACUACCGCUUUGCAUGGACGAUGUUCAAAGAUAUGAUGAGGGAAUGUCUGGAUCGCCCUAACGAGUUCACUUUGUCGAGUGUUUUGAAGGCUUGUAAAGGCAUGAAGUCCCUUUCUUGUGGUGCUUCGGCUCACGGGCUGGCUUUGAGAUAUGGGUUUGUUGGUACUAGCAUAUAUGUUGAUAAUGCACUUUUGGAUAUGUAUGCUACUUGUUGUGUAAGUAUGGAGCAUGCGCGUUUGGUGUUUGAAGAGAUUCCGGUCAAGAAUCAGGUGUCUUGGACUACACUUAUAACCGGAUUCACUCAUAGGGAUGACGGGCUUGCCGCCCUUGAAGUGUUUCGACAAAUGUUCGUGGAAGAAGCCGAACAAAACCCAUAUAGUCUCUCAAUUGCAAUCAGAGCAUGUGCAGGAGUUGGAUCUCAUACUUACGGCAAGCAGAUACACACUUCGGUGGUCAAACUCGGGUUUGACCUUAAUCUUCCAGUAAUGAACUCUAUACUAGACAUGUAUUCCAAGUGUAACUGUUUUCACGAGGCACAGUUGUGUUUUAAGGAAAUGAACGGAAAAGACAACGUUACAUGGAACACGUUAAUAGCAGGAUACGUGAAGCCUGACCCGAUUAAAUCCUUACACUUGUUAUUCCAAAUGGAACUGCAGGGUUGCACUCCAGAUUGCUUCACAUUUUCCAGUGUUAUAACCGCCUGCACAAAUUUAUCAGCUUUGACCAGUGGUCAACAGAUUCAUUGCAGGAUCUUCAAGAAAGGCCUUGAACAGAAUCUGGCGUUAGCGAAUUCCCUAAUCGACAUGUAUGCAAAGUCCGGAAGCAUUCAAGAUUCUAGAAGAAUCUUUAGUGAAAUGUGUUGUCGUGAUCGGGUUUCGUGGACUUCGAUGAUGAUUGCAUUGGGGAGCCACGGGUAUGGCCACGAGGCAGUGGAGUUGUUGAAUCAGAUGGUAAAGUCGGGUAUAAAACCGGAUAUGAUUGUGUUCAUCGCGGUUCUUACUGCUUGUAGUCAUGCUGGACUUAUUGACCAGGGGUUGACUUACUUUAAACUGAUGACCACAACGUACAAAAUGAGGGCGAGCCAAGAAAUAUAUGCUUGCGUAAUUGAUUUGCUUGCGCGUGGUGGAAGGUUUAAGGAAGCGUAUGAUAUAAUACGCAGUAUGCCAUCUACGCCUGACGAAUCGGUUUGGGCAGCGUUUCUUGGAGCGUGUAAAGCACACGGGCAGCCGGCUAUGACUGCCCGCCAGGUGUUGGAUUUGAAGCCUAAAAAGUCAGGAAUUUAUGUCACGCUGGCGAAUAUGUAUGCUGCUGAAGGUAAAUGGGACGAUCGAGCCAAGAUGAGGAAUAUGGUUAACAGUUUGGGAAAUAAGAAAGUUGCUGGUAGGAGUUGGUUGGAGGUUCAUGAUCAGGUCUAUAGUUUUGUUGCUGGAGACGAUGGCGGUUCACACCUCGAGCCCAUGUAUCAGGUUCUUAGUGUCUUGGGUAGACACAUGGUUGAGCAGAUCGAUGUGACUCGAGUUUGGACAUAGGAUAGGGCUGAGAAGGAUUUAGACACGACGGAGUAACCCAGAUACCCGGUUCGGGACUGGCCCGAGACCAGACCAAUUAAGAUUAUUUGGCUCGGUUCUCGGUCUUAAUCUUGGUUAACUGCUUCAAAACUGUUUUCCGGGUUUAGGCAUCAUAGGUCCACGAUUUCAGUGUCGAGCGGUCUCACAAUCUUGGCAAAAUACAUGUCGAUCCCUCACAAUGAAUUCCCGAUCGAGUGCUUUCGAGACGAGAUUCGCGAACAGUAGUUAAAUAUCCUUAAGUUCAUCAUUAGUCGAAUCGGAGUUGUUGGAUCAGUAAUCGUUAGCCCGAAAGCGAUUACUAGCAGGGGUGGAUCUACCUUGUUAGAAGGGGUAACCCCUGUUGCCCCUUGACGCUCCGGCGGUGAGGAUCCAAAACCUAAGGCCGGAGCCUGAGAUCUGAGUUUGAACCUUUGAGGAUGAUCGAGGACCUAAACCUGCAAAAGAAUAAACCGUUAGGCUCGUCGCAGAGAUGGGAGGGCCACUCUGCGACCACCCUCCGGCGUGAGGAUAAGUAUUUGAUAGAGAGAGAAAGUAGAGAGGGAAAGUAGGACAAAGGUUCAGGAAAUCGUACUUGGCUUGUACUUGAUGGGGUAUUUAUACUAGUCAACUAUCAUGACGUCAUUCAGCUGGACACACCUGUUGAUGGUCCGUCUGCAGCUGUCUGGGGGACAGGGGUUUUGGGAUAUGCGUCCAGUUAUGAUCUGGUCCGGCCUUCUUGAGGAAGGUCCGUCCUCGGAUAUGUAUCUUCAGGCAGUAGUGUAAAUUUUUGUUUUUUC